UCCAACCAUACAUCUACUUCAUAGUAGAACGUUGCCUCCGCGGGAUGCUCUGGCGUGAUCUCAAGGUAUGGCAAGUAUACGGCGCCAAUACAGACGUCGGUAAGACAAUUGUAUCGACCAUACUGUGUCGAGCUCUUCAGCGCCGAGCAUCACCGAAUGGACUGUUGUACCUAAAGCCAGUCUCCACCGGUCCCCAGGCCGAGGCUGAUGACAGGCAUAUCAGACAUCAUGUGCCAGGCAUCGUCUCACAGUGCAUUUCACAAUUCUCAAAGCCGCUGAGCCCUCAUUUGGCAGCCCAGUUGGACGGAGAUGCUUCGAUAGCAGCAUCCGAUCAUGACAUCGUCAGAAAGGUCAAAGACCAUCUCGCCAAGCACAGUCAAGCUGGAGGACGAUAUGCUAUCCUCGAGACAGCUGGGGGAGUCCUAUCCCCAGGCCCAUCCGGCUCAGUGCAAGCCGACCUGUACAGACCACUAAGGCUACCGACCCUCCUUAUUGGUGACAGCAAGCUCGGUGGCAUUGCCACAACAAUAUCAGCCUUCGAAUCACUUCACAUUCGCGGCUACGACCUCGAGUCGCUCAUCGUUUUCGAUGAUCCUCAGUGGGGCAACUACGGCUAUCUAGAGAAGCAUUUCUCUAGACACGACAUUCCGACGGUCGCUCUGCCUCUCCCUCCACCGAGACGGCAGGAUCCCAGAGACGAUGAGGCUGUACUCUCGGACUACUAUCAGGAAUGUGCCGAAUCGACAGCUGUCACCAGCCUAGUCGACCACCUCCACCAAAAACAUUUCUCGCGCACCUCCAAACUCACUUCUAUGCCCUCCCAGGCCGAGGCUGUGAUCUGGCAUCCUUUCCGCCAGCACAGCAUACCUCAUAACAUCAUCGCCAUCGACUCUGCUUACGGCGACCACUUCCAAGCCUACAACCAGGAAUCUGAUGACGCCCUGGCCUCGCCUACACCUUCGCAUUCAGGGUUGACACCACUCGCGGCACAUGCACCUCCCAAACCUUUGCUAACGCCUCUCUUCGACGCAUCAGCGUCAUGGUGGACUCAAGGUCUAGGCCAUGGCAACCCAGACAUCGCACUCACGGCAGCCCAUGCCGCCGGCCGCUACGGACACGUCAUGUUCGCACACGCGGUUCACGAACCCGCCCUAGACAUCUCGUACAAUCUGCUCUCGACUCUCCAAAACCCGCGUCUUAAUCGCGUCUUCUUCACCGACAAUGGUAGCACGGGUAUGGAGGUUGCUGUCAAGAUGGCCCUCCGCGCCUCGUCCCUACGCUACGGCUGGGCCAAAGACGAGGGAAGCGCGCCGGUAGCCAUUCUCGGUUUGAAGGGCAGCUACCACGGAGACACCAUCGGCGUGAUGAACUGCUCCGAACCUAAUGUCUACAACGAAAAGGUCGACUGGCACCAGCCAUGGGGCCACUGGUUUGAACCACCAUCCCUAAUAAUGCGGAAAGGGAAGUGGGAGCUCUCGAUCCCUGAAGAAGUGGCUGCCGUCGAAUUGACCCAGACAUUCGACUCUCUAGACUCAAUCUUUGACUUUGCCACGCGAAAGGACGAUGCAGCACGGUAUCAAGCACACAUUGAAGCUACGCUCACAAAUCUCGUGCGCGAUCAAGGCAAACGCUUUGGAGCCCUCAUCAUGGAACCACUUCUCAUGGGAGCAGGAGGCAUGAUAUUCGUCGACCCACUCUUCCAGCGCACAUUAAUCAGCACGGUCCGAUCCCGUCCAGAAUUGAUUGGCGAUCCGGUCGAGAACAGCACCAAUACCUCGAAGGCGGACUGGUCUGGCCUGCCUGUCAUCGCCGACGAGGUCUUCACCGGCCUCUACCGCCUCGGUCGGGCCAGCUCGUCGUCCUUCCUCUCUGACCCAGAAGACUUUGGAACCCCGUCGGCAUCUUCCUCAACUCAACCGCCUCUUCCCAGCUCUAUUGCUCCAGAUAUCUCCGUCCACGCCAAGCUCCUCACCGCCGGCCUUCUCCCACUCGCUCUGACCACAGCCAGCGAGUCCAUCUUCCAGACAUUCCUCUCUUCGUCCAAGGCAGACGCUUUGCUGCAUGGCCACAGCUACACGGCUCAUCCGAUCGGUUGUAUGGUCGCCAACAAGGCGCUAGACGAGUACAGACGUAUGGACAAUGACGGCACCUGGGAGAACAUGAAACGACCCUGGUCUCCGUCCACACUCAGUGUUUCGACCUCUUCGUCACCGGUCUAUUCCUUCUUCCCACCGACUCUCGUCACGACCUUGUCACACCACCCUCGUUUGACCGGUUGUUUCGCUCUUGGGACUGUGCUCGUGCUCAAAGUCGCUUCAGAGGGCGGCGGCUAUAACUCCAGCGCCACGGCGUCGUUGCAGGCUCGUCUACUCACCUUACUCAACUCCGAGGGCUGUGGUAUCCAUUCCCGCGUGUUGGGAGACAUCAUAUACUUCAUGACAAGUCUGACCACGACCCCUGAACAGGUUGAGAGAUUGAGCAAGACCAUUUUGCAAGCAUUGGACCAUGAGUGAAGGACUCUUAGCAACAAGGUACAUAGACCGGCAAGAAAAAAGCGUUCCGUGAGAAGAGGCGGCGAAGCCGCCGGCCUCGGUUUUAUAUCGUCACUGUCGAGUGGCAGUGGAAGGGGAGGAAGACGAACCUUCUCUGUAUCGUUUCAAAUUGACCAAAUGUCCCGUAGGACACAGGAAAUCGAGUAGAGUAGAAGUCGCGCCCUCGUCCUAAGAAAAGCUUGCGUAGGCGUGUGAAGCAGCCUACUUCGGAAGUCAC
Exophiala viscosa is the source of this 2769-nucleotide messenger RNA. Its product is annotated as adenosylmethionine-8-amino-7-oxononanoate aminotransferase. Bases 45 to 2513 code for a protein of 822 amino acids. The record is from RefSeq and is a predicted model, not a curated record. Gene Ontology annotation, molecular function: pyridoxal phosphate binding; S-adenosyl-L-methionine:8-amino-7-oxononanoate transaminase activity; dethiobiotin synthase activity. The transcript is spliced from 3 exons. Gene Ontology annotation, cellular component: mitochondrion. Lineage: Eukaryota; Fungi; Ascomycota; Eurotiomycetes; Chaetothyriales; Herpotrichiellaceae. Gene Ontology annotation, biological process: biotin biosynthetic process.